Molecule: messenger RNA, 867 nt
Organism: Aspergillus aculeatus ATCC 16872
Lineage: Eukaryota; Fungi; Ascomycota; Eurotiomycetes; Eurotiales; Aspergillaceae
Exons: 2
Coding region: 315-584 (89 amino acids)
Source: RefSeq, a predicted model, not a curated record
GCUGUCCGGAAUACGAGACUCAUGGCGAAGUUCUUUUAAUGAGCUUAUUAUGGAUGAGAGUCAGCACUACCACAUUCACCCGGGGUCUGCUCAGGUCAGGAUGGCGGAACCCACCGCGCGACUGGUGUGGUCUAUAGCUCUCACCUGCUAGGCAGACUCGCCCUCUCUUACUAUAUAAAGAGGCGUGUUUUCUAUCAUAAGAGGCAUCAAUCUACAGAGCUCAUCAGGCAUUGGACAUCCAUCUCUUUCUCAACUUCGCUUUUCACACUUUGCUGCUAUACUUCCUCUUUUCUGUUCACAUCACACAAAACAAGAUGAAGCAAUUCAUGACCCUGAGCUUGGCCGCUUGCCUGGUGUCUGGUGUCCUUGCCAUCCCAGUACCCGAUGCUGGUUCAGUCUCCACGAUUAAUGGCAAUACCAGCGAUUGGAAGCGCGGGGAGAAUGCUGUCGACGGCAACACCAGUGACUGGAAGCGUUCUGACGAUUCUGUCGAUGGCAACACCAGCGAUUGGAAGCGGGAUAACACUGACGGCAACACCAGCGACUGGAAGCGCAGCGAGAACACCGUCGACUCUGCCCUCUGAAUACCCCUUGACUAGGCCCAGCGGAUGACAACAAGAAUUUCGGGGCGUAUCCUCGACGACCAAUGCAUUACUUUCGCUCAAAGACAGUCCAUAUAUUCAGAAACGCCAUACGCUACCACAUAUGUUAGAACGAAGACCACAGACAUAGUAGGACAAUGUGAUAACGCCCUAUCAGCCAGCAAGAGUCAAAAACCUCGUCCUAGUCUAGUCUAGUCUAUUGUAGCCAGCAUAGCCAGAAAUCCACAAGAUAAAAUGCCCCAAUUGACUUCAACAAAGAUAAAUC